Messenger RNA from Bombus impatiens (common eastern bumble bee), 1112 nucleotides. RefSeq names its product protein spaetzle (gene spz). The coding region runs from base 271 to 900 and encodes 209 amino acids. NCBI's taxonomy places the organism in Eukaryota, Metazoa, Arthropoda, Insecta, Hymenoptera, Apidae. The record is from RefSeq and is a predicted model, not a curated record. Gene Ontology annotation, molecular function: growth factor activity; Toll binding. Gene Ontology annotation, biological process: regulation of Toll signaling pathway; innate immune response; central nervous system formation. The transcript is spliced from 6 exons. Gene Ontology annotation, cellular component: extracellular region.
GAGUAUGAGAUCAGUUGUUGAAAAGCCACGAAAGCAAAUGUAUUUCUUUAGAAAAAUUAACUCAAACCACAGAUAGCGAUUCUGAAGUACAUCUAUAAUUUUCAAAAAUAGAACAAAGCCAAGUCGUCACCAAAGCCGAAAGAAACAUUAAAAGAAGGAAACGUUUUCCGUAUGCUUCCAGUUGAAUUUUUAGUUUAUUUGCUUAUUUAGUAAAAGAAAGUUCUCAUUAUUUAUUAGUGCGAAAAUUCUAAAUCGCCUUUUUGUUCGAAGAUGUUACUAAACCGAAUUGGAUUCUUACUGCUUAUACUUCCUCUCUCAAUGACCUCUCCUACAUACGAGACGACACAAAGUGACAAUCCGCAACGUAAUAUACUUAAACUACAUAUUCGAAUGUACAAACCGACUCCGAUUUGCAAGGAUAAAACCUAUUGCGAAAAUACAUUGUAUUAUCCAACCGAUAUAGUGUCGAGGGAAUUAAGAAAGAAUCCCCAUCUUCGAGAUUAUGCUACCGUGGAUAAUGUAGAUUCGUUACCAGGAUACGAGAAUGAACUGGAGGACAAACCACUUUGCUUGUCUACGGAGCAACUUGUAUUUCCUAAAUUAGGAGUAACGAAAAAUUUGGAAUGGAAGUAUAUCGUAAACCAUGAAGACUUGGUGCAAGCUGUACGCAUCGAGACAUGCCUGGAGGAGAGCCAACCAUGCAAAGUGAUCGAUGGUUUCGCCGAAGGAUACUAUACAAAGUGCAAACAGAAGUUCAUAUAUCGCCAACUCUUGUCAUUGACGGACAAUAGCACGAUAACCAACGAUUACUUUGCAUUCCCAGUAAAUUGUUGCUGUCACGUCGAAUUCAAAGUUGACAAAUUUUUACAUUCAUUUAAUUCUCAUAGGAGAUUAAAAUGAUGAGGGCAAAUGGAUGCCACGUUAAACGUGAUAUCAAGUAUGAAUAUUAUGGAUAUACAUCCUAUACUUAUAUUGCAUUCUCUUAUUACAAAACACGUGUAAUGUACUUUAAUAAACGAAACACGAUGCAUUAAUAGCCAGUGCGAUCACUUAUAGUAAAUACUCGUCUUACUCGAUUCAAUAAAAUUGCCUUUAUGCGACCUGUAUGGCUA